CAACUCAUACAUUACAUUAUUCGCCCCCCUCCUCGUACUACUCAACUGAAGUCCUAAACCCAACUACACUAGUGCGGUUGUGUGUUCUGUUGUUGUCUCCGUUCAUUACAUCGUAGCUCCGAUCACCGAGAAUGCGUAGUCUCGCUGCACCUCAUUCCUUCCGGGUUUUCGUCAACUCGCCCAUCUUUCGCCCCAUUAAGCUUCCUUUUCUCACUCUCAACCCUCUCUCUUCACCUUCCAGAAGAUCUCCAGCUUCCGUUCAAUGCGCUGUUCAAUUCCGCCCCUGCAUCGACAUCCACAAGGGGAAAGUGAAGCAAAUUGUGGGGUCGACCCUUCAAGACUUGAAAGGGGGUGACGGUUCGGAUCCCGUCACCAAUUUCGAGUCUGAUAAGUCGGCUGCUGAGUAUGCCGCGCUUUACAAACAAGAUGGACUCACUGGUGGUCAUGUCAUCAUGCUCGGAGCCGACCCUUUGAGCAAAGCUUCUGCCCUUGAAGCAUUACACGCUUAUCCUGGCGGUUUGCAAGUCGGAGGGGGAAUAAAUUCUGACAAUUGUUUGAGUUACAUUGAGGAAGGAGCAAGCCAUGUCAUUGUGACAUCUUAUGUAUUCAAUAAUGGACAAAUGGAUCUUGGACGGCUAAAAGAUCUUGUUCAAAUUGUAGGAAAAGACAGGCUUGUGUUGGAUCUCAGUUGCAGAAAAAAGGAUGGUAAAUAUGCAAUUGUCACUGAUAGAUGGCAGAAGUUCAGUGAUGUUUUUGUUGAUCCUGAUGUAAUGGAAUUUCUUGCCAAUUUUGCUGAUGAGUUUCUGGUUCAUGGUGUUGACGUUGAAGGGAAGAAGUUGGGAAUUGAUGAAGAGCUUGUGGCUUUGCUUGGCAAACAUUCACCGAUUCCUGUUACUUAUGCUGGUGGUGUGACUGAAAUGUCUGAUCUGGAGAGGAUAAAAACUGCCGGAAUGGACCGUGUGAAUGUUACUGUGGGCAGUGCAUUGGAUAUUUUUGGGGGGAACUUGGCUUAUGAAGAGGUUGUAGCUUGGCAUGCCCAGCAAAAUGCCUCUGCAGUUUAAUUAGUAUGUUUUCUUUUAGUUGGGGGCUGGGACUGGUUAGCAAGGAUUUGUUUUUAGUGUUUUUCUAGGUGUGUAACCUUGUAUCAUGUGAUUUUUAUAUCAGUUUUUAUUUGAUUCUAGCAUUUGCCUUCUUCAUUAACUUUUGUGAUUCUGACAUGAUUAUUAUUUGCCACUAAUUUGCACCUUUA
Glycine soja is the source of this 1249-nucleotide messenger RNA. RefSeq names its product 1-(5-phosphoribosyl)-5-[(5-phosphoribosylamino)methylideneamino] imidazole-4-carboxamide isomerase, chloroplastic-like. Gene Ontology annotation, molecular function: 1-(5-phosphoribosyl)-5-[(5-phosphoribosylamino)methylideneamino]imidazole-4-carboxamide isomerase activity. Lineage: Eukaryota; Viridiplantae; Streptophyta; Magnoliopsida; Fabales; Fabaceae. Gene Ontology annotation, cellular component: cytoplasm. Gene Ontology annotation, biological process: L-histidine biosynthetic process; L-tryptophan biosynthetic process. The record is from RefSeq and is a predicted model, not a curated record. Bases 132 to 1061 code for a protein of 309 amino acids. The transcript is spliced from 8 exons.